Messenger RNA from Pseudophryne corroboree (corroboree frog), 2810 nucleotides. RefSeq lists its product as uncharacterized. The record is from RefSeq and is a predicted model, not a curated record. Lineage: Eukaryota; Metazoa; Chordata; Amphibia; Anura; Myobatrachidae. Bases 264 to 1286 code for a protein of 340 amino acids. The transcript is spliced from 2 exons.
CAUUAUGCAGGUGAAAGACUAACAAUGGCUGGAGACUGAUGAGGAUCACAAAUACUGAUCCGACACACAAGGAUCUGAAAACAGUUGGUAGUUAAAAUAAUUCUUUGUUGCAUGAAGAGCUGAGGGACACUGCAAAAAGAAGAAAAACUUGUCUAAAAAAUGAGAACAACUUUGAGGGGAAAAACAGCAGCAAAUCAUUGCUUAAGAAGACACUCAGCUUCACAAUUAAAUGUGGUCUCAAAAUAGAUUGACCUGAAUCCAACAUGGACAGAUUAUAUGCAUCGUUGAGGGAAGAGCUACAAGUCUUUGAGGAGCAGGUUCAGAAGUGUCGAGUAAACUUUGACUUGCAAACUCUGCAAAGAGCACUGGCCCUGCUGUUAGAAGAACACAAAGAACAGCUUGACAACUGGAAGCACAUAGAGCAAUAUAUCCAAUCAACCUCCAAUAUUGGGGAACAGAGGGCACAGCUCCACAAGUACUUCUCUUGGCUCCUAUCAUAUUUAGAGCAUCUGCGUGCUAUGAAGCAUGCCUUUGAUGAUCAUGUUGUUUUUCCGUUGUGUGAUAAUCUGUAUAUAAAUGAUGAGACAGAAACCCCACCAGCGCCCUUCCUGUUAUCUCCUCCUAACAUUACAAGCACUGCCAGGCAGUUGUUUCACCACAGGCGUAGGUGGGCUCUUCUGCUGAGCUCAGGGACCCUGGUACAGAACCACCAUAGUUCUGGAACACCUCAUUCAAUGGCAUUACUGCAUUGUAUCCCAGAUAUUUUUGAAGAAAGCCUAGUGACAGCUAACUUGGCACAUAACUGGAUCAUCCUCCAUGAAGCUCGGUGCAAGAAUCCUUUAACGAUCUUCCAACAACAACCAAAGCCAGGUGGUGAAUGUCAGGUAGAAGAGCAUACUGCAAAGAGACUUUUUGGCUCAUUCCUAUCUUCAGCUGACCUAGAGAGCCAAACCCAGUUAAAGGACAUGAGAGAACAUAUGAUGUUUCUUCUAUGGAGAGCAGGACGAGCAAAAGCCCUGGAACAACAGGUGAGUGACUCAAAACUGAAAGUACGGAGUCUACAACAAGACAUCUGUGAGCUACAACAAUUACAUCAAAAAUAUGGAAAGGAAACCUCUGGUGCACAGAAAAAUAUCAACUUGGAGGACCAAACGCGGCUGGAGAAACUGCAGCGGCAGCUGAAUCUGGAGCAGUUCCAGCAGAGGAUAUUACAAUGUGACUGGCAACUAGAGCUUGAAGUCAAACCAUUGCUCAUUCGACAGUUAAAUACUCUGAUAUCAGCAUAAACUAGGACAUGAGGUAAGUGAUCUAAUAAGUCUCUUGUGGCUCCAGGUUCGAGAGAGCUGCUCACAACUGGAGGCGUCACUGAGUCCUAGUAACAAGCCACAGAAUGGGUCUCCCCAGGAGUCUGUAGGAGCGCUCAGCGAAAUGGAUUGGGACAAUAGCUCCAUCUUUUCUCACAGUUCAACGUAUUCAUCUGAGGUAUUUUCUCCCCACUGAUGGGCCUAGACUAACAGAGGACAUGUGAUUACCAAGAUACAACAUACGGUAUGUUGGCAUUAUGGACCAGAUUCAGAGAUGGACACAGAAACUCAUGUGGUACCCCAUCAAGACUGCAACUGACAUUUAAGUGACUUCUGUGCCCUUUACCUCCUGUACAAAAUGGUUGUACGCUUUGUGACUUGCAGCUGAAAAAGGCUUAACGCUGAACUGCUUAUGUGGCCCCAAGGAUAAAGUCAUUUAUAUGUGAUGACACUGUGUUCUUUACCGUAUUGCUGAAACUAUAAACUUUCAUUACAUUUUGCAUCGAAUUCAUAAUAAUCUAUAAAUAAUUAGUAUCAUUACAAAGAGUUAAUGUAAUGAUAAUGUGUAAUAGUUAAUGCCACUUAGGGGGUGAUUCAGACCUGAUCAUAGAUGUCAUACCCUCCAACUGUACCUUUUUAAUAGGUACAGUACCUUUUUUAUGGUCACGCCCCUUUACCUGUGGCCACGCCCCCUUUUCCAAUUUGUACUGUUUUUUAUGUGUAAAUUGUUGGAGGGUAUGAGAUGUGCUAAAUUUAGCACAUCUACGAUCAGCUUCCCUAACAUGCGGGGAGACGCCCAGCACAGGGCUAGUCCACUCCACAUGUCAGGGCCGAUUUCCCUACACAAGUACAAAAGCACUGCACAGCGGCGAUGCUUUUCUACUGGAAGAGUAGCUCCCAGCCAGCACAGCUCCUGCGUGCUGGCAGGGAGCUACUCGUUGCAGCCCGGGUCGCAGCGGCUGCAUGUGACGCCGGCGCAUGCACAGAUCAGGCCUGAUCACUGCUGUAAUCAGGUCUGAAUUAGCCCCUUAAUCAGAAGUUAUUUCAGGUACUGUACAACAGUCAAUGCUACAGAGUUCCAGUUGAAUAAAUAUAAAUCUGGUUGAAUCGAGUGUAGAUUAUUGUCAAAACCUGUAUGUAGAAAAGAGAGGUCGCACAAGUCCUCUAUUCUUUUGAACAAAACGCCCUUGAGUAUUUUUUUAUAUUAUAUUCAUGUGAAUGUUCUUUACUGGGGGGUGCUACCACAAGCAAGAUAGGAUUAUGUAUACAUAAAGAAAGAACAAGAUUGCCUUGUAGUGGUAUAAAAUUUAACUUUUAAUUCAUAUUAUUAAAAAACAUUUGCGAAAUAUAGGAUAAAAUAUAGAAGUGAAAAGAUAGAGAAAAAGUGUUUAAAAUAUGUGACUUCCUACACACAGGGUGUCCGCGAAUUGUACAGCCUAUAUACCUUUAUAGUGUGAACGUAUCUACGUAUUUGUGCUCAUGCUCAUUAAUAAAUGUUGUGCAGUC